Molecule: messenger RNA, 1374 nt
Organism: Penicillium samsonianum
Lineage: Eukaryota; Fungi; Ascomycota; Eurotiomycetes; Eurotiales; Aspergillaceae
Product: RPAP1 family protein
Exons: 1
Coding region: 1-1374 (457 amino acids)
Biological process (GO): transcription by RNA polymerase II
Cellular component (GO): nucleus
Source: RefSeq, a predicted model, not a curated record
AUGGCUUUUCGCGGUGAACGCUUCCUUCUCGACCUAGAUGAGGAAUCUGGUACUCCAGAAAUCCCUUCUCCAUUCUCUCUCGUCGGCGAGAUCCAAGAACGGGCUCCUUCCACCGCCAUUCCCCCCGCGCCUAAACUGCCGACCUUGUCGGCGUCAUCGACUGGAUUCCCUGCCCCUCGCCAGCGCAAGCCCUCUUCCUUCAAACAGCGACGAGCAAACCAGCCCACUCCUCCGGCUCCUGCCCCUACUGAACCGACCGCCCAAGAUGACAAGAAACGUAUCGACGAGGAGAACCGCCGUCAGCUGGCGGCCAUGUCGGACGCGCAGAUCCAACAGGAACGAGAGGAGCUGAUGGAACAGAUGGAUCCAGGACUUCUGGAACGAUUCCUCCGCAGAGCAAACAUCGAAGAGGACCAAAAGGCUGAAUUUGAACCGCCGGCACCUGUGGCCGACGAAAAAUCCAAACCAAAAAAAUCAGUUUCGUUCGAUAUUCCUUUGUCUGCACCGGUUUCUGCACCAACCGCACAGUCUCAUUCUCUACCAAAACCAUCACCUAAGCCGCACCCCCGUAAUGAAGAUCUCGCUCCAACCACCCUCCCACAAGACCUCCACCCGGCCUCUGAACGGCCCUCCCUUGACCCCGCUACUCUCGAAACCUUCCACUUCCCCCAGCCAACAGCGCCGAUGCCAGUCCUGGACCCAUCUUCACCAUCUUUCCUAUCAGACCUCCAGUCACACUACUUCCCCGAGAUAGCCCAGGACCCAUCAACGCUCUCUUGGCUGCAGCCCCUCUCUGCCGACGAAGAAGACCCAGACUCGACAUCAGCCUACCACCCAGCCAGCAACGCCAUCUCAAUGGCGCCCUCGGCAAUUCGCUUCUCGCUAAGAGGCACCAUUCUUGCCCCCGAAACAUCCCUCUCCCUCCCGACAACCAUGGGCCUGCACCAUCACGGCGAGGAUCCGCAUGCCGCGGGCUACACGAUCCCCGAGCUAGCGAUUCUGGCACGCUCAACGUUCCCCGCUCAGCGAUGCAUCGCAUGGCAGGUCAUUGGCCGGAUCUUAUUCCGUCUCGGUCGGGCAGAGUUUGGAGAUCGGGGCGGGCAGCUGUCCGAUGGACUGUGGUUUGUUAUUGAAAAGGAGGGCAUUGUUGCUGGUAUGCUUGCCGAGGCCGAUGGCGCUGCUGGUCAGACCCAGGGUAGAGAUAAGGGCAAAAAUACAAAAGAGGCCGAGGAGGGUAAUAACUUGCCUCUUGCGUCCGGUGUUGGUCGCCAUGCUAGUGCUGCUGCGUGGGCGGUUGAGGGUAUCUGGUUGUGGCAGAAGGGUGGUGGUGGUGAUCGUGGGUUGUUGAAGGAAGGCCAGCAUCGAUCUCUAUAG